CUGACCGGUCUGAUGGAGCAGUUUGUGGAUCUGGCCAAAAAGGGCGAGCACGAGAAGGGAGGCUGGGCCAACACGGCGUACGGGACGUCCAAAACAGGACUCACGGUCCUGACCAUGAUCCACGCUCGUCGCCUGACGAAGGAGAGACCUCAUGACGGGAUCCUGGUGAACGCCUGCUGCCCCGGCUGGGUCCGCACCGACAUGGCGGGCCCCAAAGCCCCCAAAUCCCCUGAGGAGGGGGCCGUGACCCCGGUGUUCCUCGCCCUGCUGCCGGCCGGGGCCACGGACCCCCACGGGAGGUUCGUCUCCGAUAAGGAGGUCCAGCCGUGGUGAAGUGUGUGUGUGUGUGUGUGUGUGUGUGUGUGUGAGAGAGAGAGAGAGAGAGUUUGGCUUACACAACAAUAAUAAGGCCUCUAUCUGCAAGUGCUGCUGUAAUCACUUUGCCUUCAGUACUUCAACAUUUAUAUACUUUUUACAUGGAAAGAGGAACACUUGCCUUAACUGGAUAAAGCUUAAAUGUUGUGUAACAAAUAAAAAGCUUUUCUGACAUG
Molecule: messenger RNA, 551 nt
Organism: Notothenia coriiceps (black rockcod)
Lineage: Eukaryota; Metazoa; Chordata; Actinopteri; Perciformes; Nototheniidae
Product: carbonyl reductase [NADPH] 1-like
Exons: 3
Molecular function (GO): carbonyl reductase (NADPH) activity
Source: RefSeq, a predicted model, not a curated record